AUGUUGUCUGCUACACCAGAACGACAAAGUGGAUCAAUUUCUAGAGUAAAAUCGCCACGAACUCCAACCUCUUCGGAAAAUGUUGCGUCUCUAAGAAUAAAAGAAGCAGUUACAAACAUUCUAGAGCAUCACCGCAAGUGGAUACAAGCCACAGAGAAGGGCGCUACAUACUGCAACGCGAUUAAACAAAUCAAAAAAAGCGCGCAACAGAGAUCGACAUCAGCGGACAACCCUUACCCGGAAAAUUUACAAAUUUACUGCAAAAAUCUAAUGGUAAUGGUUUCGAUCAUGGAAGAUGUUGAAGCAAAAGCGUUUGCAAUACUAGAGCAAAUAAAACCUCUUCACGAAUUCUUUUCUGAAUGCGACAUAAUUGGUUGCACCUGGAACUACCGGCGAACUUUGAAUAGUGUUGAAAGCAUCAUAGCUUCGUACAAAAAGGAGCUUGCUUAUCGUAAAUAUAUCGCAGAAAACAUCGGACACACACAAACAAAUGAUCAACUACUUCUGUUUGUAUCUGGCUGGAAUCAUGGUAUCGACGUUGCACGGGAUAGAGAGUUGCUUAUCAAAAUGCUAAAAUUCGAAUUUAAGUUACCAUCAUGAAAGUGUUGAGAGUCUACGACUGUAAGUAGUGUUUUGUGAUAACUCAUUGGCUCUUAAUAUUUCGGUAAAGAGACGAAGCAACAGCGAUAUUCAUGUCGGCUAUCUUUAUUUGCUUACAGUACUAUUAUCACAAAAAUAAAACCAUAGCUAGGGCAACA
Molecule: messenger RNA, 758 nt
Organism: Anopheles moucheti
Lineage: Eukaryota; Metazoa; Arthropoda; Insecta; Diptera; Culicidae
Exons: 2
Coding region: 1-600 (199 amino acids)
Source: RefSeq, a predicted model, not a curated record